CUGAAGCAAGCCUGAAGGCAGCAGUGCAAGAACUGUUGCCAGUCGUGGAUUUCCAAAGAUGCAGCAUUCACGACUUCCGCCGCAAGCUUGAAGAGCACCUGCAAGUCACAGCUGGCAGUUUGGAACCCCAUGCGCAGGAAGUUCGAAGCAUUCUGGAAGAGUGUUUGCAAAAUGCCAUGGCCCAAAAGGCAAGCAUGGCUCAGCAAUCCACUGACUGCGACAUGGGCGUGGAAGAUGUCAGCAAAUCCAAAAGAGCCUAUUUGGUCACUUUGCCCCACACAGAGGCAGAGACCAGUGCUGAUGGUCACAGGCUUGUGCCCCCAAGGAAUUUCACACCUCAACAGAUUGGAGCCUGCUUUCAUGCUGCUUUGACAGCAACACAAGCGGGUCGACAGGCCCCAUUGGCUUUCCUUCUCCUCUCUGUCUUCUUGGAAAGGCACAACAACGGGGAAGUUCAUUACCAUGUGGCUUUACUUGCUGACAGGUGCUUCAGGUUCAUGCCGCUGAAGCGCGAGCUUCUCCGUGCGAAUGGUUUGGCUUCACAUUGGUCAUGCAGCCAUGACGGCUAUUCCUCCUGCGUAGCAUAUUGCUACUUGCCAUCCCCUACGAAACCCAUGGAGGAGCUGGAUCCACAUCCAUGGUUAUGGGCGGCAAAUAAUGCAACACACCCGCCACUGGCAGAGGCGAGCCAAGCCCCCGUCACCAGCAACGCCUGGGCCAAAAGGCGAGAGCGGGACAGGCUGCAACGCCAUGCCAGUGGAAAAGGGGACAAGCGACCCGAUGCCGGGGAGCGCCUCAUGGCCUAUGCCAAGAGGUGUGGUGGGCCCAUGAUGGUGGAUUUUUGCUUCCACAAUUGGGACCGGUUGCAAGCCAUCGUUGAGAAAAGCUGGAAGGUUCAGCAUGUCGAGGACUACAUUGCCUUCCAAGCCAAGACGCGGUGGCAAGUCUUGCAGGAUGCGCAAGACAAUGCUUGCACUUGCAAUGGUGCUUGGGCUGGCCAUGCGCAGCAAAUCUUGCAGCAGAAUGGCAUCCAAGAGGCACAGUGGUGUCAAGCCAUGGCCACUGCCUUGAAAGAUGGUCGGGCCAAAGGCGCCCUUGUCUGCCAUGCUGGAUUACAUGGCAACGAAGGAAAGUCUUUCCUUUUCAGGCCAUUGCUGAAAGUCUUUGGUCCUGACGCAGUGUUUGUGGCUCCUCCAUCCAAAAGCUCCUUCCCACUCAUGGGUUUGGAGAAAGCACGCUUGGCCUUCUUGGAUGAUUGGCGGUUCAAUGAGGAUGUCAUUCCCUACGCUUUGCAGCUGCUCUGGUUUGAAGGGGCUCCAUUUAUUAUUUCGAGGCCGCAAAACCAAUUCUCUGGGCACUUGCGGUACUCCAAGGAUGACCCUGUGUUCAUCACAACUUUGUCAGCUGACAUUACAGAACUUAAGGGAAAAAAGUUCUUGCAGCAGGGGGAUGUGGAUAUGAUGUUGAAGCGUUUGCUUGUCUUCAACUUCACAAAGCCCAUCCAGAUUCCCAAGCAUGUCAUCCAGGGAUGCGGCCACUGCUUCGCCCAUUUCCUGUUGCGGCACAUCACAGCUUCUCCCUCUCCGGUGGCAAAUGCAUCCCGUCAAGGCAGUUCUGACCAUCGCCCCGUUUCUGUUGCAGAUGCGGAGUCAUGGUCAGUUGAAGAGGUCUUGUCCUUUUUGCAUCAAAUCUCAUUGGGGCACUUGGCGCCUACAUUUCAAGAGAAUGGCGUUGAUGGCCAGAUGCUCUGCGAGCUGACCUCGGCAGAGCUGGUCGACAACUUGGGCUUGAAGCCGCUGCAAGCCAGGAAGGUGAUGAGCCGCUUAUGGGCAUAA
This is a messenger RNA of Cladocopium goreaui, 1835 nucleotides long. The record is from the annotation of a GenBank genome assembly. Lineage: Eukaryota; Dinophyceae; Suessiales; Symbiodiniaceae.